Microthlaspi erraticum is the source of this 471-nucleotide messenger RNA. The record is from the annotation of a GenBank genome assembly. NCBI's taxonomy places the organism in Eukaryota, Viridiplantae, Streptophyta, Magnoliopsida, Brassicales, Brassicaceae.
AUGAACACCGUCGUUGCUCAGUUGCAGAGACAAUUCCAAGACUACAUCGUUUCUCUUUAUCAACAGGGGUUUCUGGAUAAUCAGUUCACAGAGUUGAGAAAUUUGCAAGAUGAAGGAACCCCUGACUUUGUGUCUGAGGUUGUCUCUUUAUUCUUUGACGACUGUGCAAAGCUUAUAAAUAACAUGUCUAGAUCGCUGGAGCAGCCAGAAAAUGUGGAUUUCAAACAGGUGGAUUCAGGGGUGCAUCAACUCAAGGGUAGUAGCUCAAGUGUUGGUGCAAGGAGGGUCAAAAAUGUGUGUAUUUCCUUCAAGGAAUGUUGCGAUGUUCAUAACCGUGAAGGGUGUUUAAGGUGUUUGCAGCAGGUGGAUUAUGAAUAUAAGAUGUUAAAGACCAAACUUGAGGAUCUAUUUAAGCUAGAGCAACGGAUCCUCCAAGCUGGAGGUACGAUUCCUCAGGUGGAUAUAAAGUAG